CUCCACACCGAAGAUAAACACAUUCCUAUUUCUGCAUAGUAUGGGGUAAGUACCGUGAUCAUCGUACCGCCAGAGGAAACAUCAUGACGUCUCUGGCUUUGGGGCUGGGUAAAUGAGGCCUUGGCACACUAUCGGUGUCGGCUGGAGGCCGAAGUGCCCCGGUGAGGAUAAAUGAAAUAGCAGACAUGGCCGCAUUCUGUGCUGCCCGCUGCUGCUCCCGAUUGUCUUGAGCCUUCCAACCUCGAAAACCUGUUGAAACUUCGGAGCCAACUCCGUGCUCGACAAUGCACGUUCCAGAGAUUGCGGCUUUCGCCUUGCUGCGCGCAGGCCUCGCCGCUGCUCAACUCACGUAUGCUAGCAACCAGGUCGAGGUGAUCCCGGACAGCGAAGCGGUAGCGGCGAACUUCCCAGAAGUUGAAGAUGUUGAACUGCGCUCGCCCGCUUUCGCCAACCCAGACAGUGUCCCGGCGACCUUUGCCAAUGGCACGAGCGGCCCGACAGACCAGGCCACUCUCGGUGAGUCGAAUUAAAUUGGGAACCUUAACUCAUUGCCCAAAUCUAACGACUUAUGAUCGGCAGACUACUUCCUCCAAACUCUCGCGGCGCGCAAUGA
Messenger RNA from Colletotrichum acutatum, 613 nucleotides. RefSeq lists its product as uncharacterized. Bases 285 to 530 code for a protein of 81 amino acids. NCBI's taxonomy places the organism in Eukaryota, Fungi, Ascomycota, Sordariomycetes, Glomerellales, Glomerellaceae. The record is from RefSeq and is a predicted model, not a curated record. The transcript has a single exon.